Molecule: messenger RNA, 283 nt
Organism: Funneliformis caledonium
Lineage: Eukaryota; Fungi; Glomeromycota; Glomeromycetes; Glomerales; Glomeraceae
Source: the annotation of a GenBank genome assembly
AUGACUUGCUACACACAUGAUGUCCUAUGGCAUAAAGGUCGAACCUGUGCACAAUACGAUAUUGAGAGACAGACCACCGAAGGCGCCACGCGUGAUACUAUCGAUCGCGAGACCAAACCUUGUCCUAAAUGUCAUAUUAGGAUUUUUAAGUCGGAUGGGUGUUCUCAUAUGACCUGUGCCAAUACCGGAUGUGGACACCAAUUUUGUUGGUUAUGCGGUGCAGAUUAUAAACAUAUUCUCUCACAUGGCAACAAUUAUCACGAAAAGACGUAUGAGUUGUACG